AGCAGUGCAACUCCAGACGGUUGUGACGAGUGCACGCAAUCCGCUGUUAUCGUCGCCGCCGGCCGCUAACACUCUCUCUCUCUCUCUCUCUUCUUCUGAUGACAUGUAUGAGCGUGUUCAUCUUCUACGUUGAUAUUCGUGACGAAGAAACUCUUUGACUAAUUGAAGAUAAGGCGCAAAAUUAUAACGCGUGUGAAAAAAAAAAAUUAAGAAAGAUUUGUGUCUGCUGAAAGAAAUUUUUUAUUGAAAACAGAAGAAAAAGGGGUGAUCGGUUUUUUGGCUCGUGCGCGUAAAUCUGAUAGACAACCCACCAAGCAGACCUCUCCAUAACCUCUACGAGAUAACAUUUUGACUAAUCAUCCAACGAGUGUUAGUUUUUGCUUGUCACGAGUAAGCAAAGUGUCUUUCACAUCAAUAAAUCGUUGUUGGAUCUGAAAAAAAUCACCAUGAAUGAAUCCGUGGGUACUGAAAAUAAUAUGGAACCGCCAAUACGCGAAGAACUGGUUCAAACUGCAAUAAAGUUUCUUCAAAAUCCGAACGUUUUAAACACUCCUUUAGAACAAAAACAAAAGUUUUUGCAGAAGAAAGGUUUGAGUCAAAAGGAAGUUCAAUUGGCAUGUGAAAGGUCAGGAGCUUAUGAUAAUCAAAAUAAACAACAAAUGAUGCAACAAUCUGUUGUACCAAUGCCCUAUCCUCCACAACAACUAGCACCUUUAAGUACAUUUGAUAAAAUAAAAGAAAUUGUCCAUAAUAUAGCUUUAGUAAGCAUAGUUGCUUAUGCUAUUUAUAAGUUCUAUGAAAAAUUCAUCAAACCAUUCCUAUUUGGUGAUAAAAAGAAAACUAUUGAAGAAACAGUGGAAGAUUUAUCAAAACAAGUAAAUUCAUGUGUGAUUGAUCUUAAAGAGGGAUUAGCAAGUGUUAAAACUGAAGUGGACAAAAUCAAUCAAAUCUCAGAGAGCAAUACUCAAAGACAACUCCAACAGCUUCAAUCUGAUGUUGCAACAGUAAAAGGUCUACUUUUAUCCAGGAAGCAAUUUCCCUCAGUAGCUAAUAGCCCUGUAGUACCGCCUUCCAUUCCCGCUUGGCAAUUGGGAAGCGUUUCAACUCAAGAGGAACAGGCCGAUCAAGACCCCAAAUCGGAUGGAUCUGAAUUGAUUGAACUCGGUUCAGGAUCUACACCUUCGGAACCGGAACAGGAAACCAAAAAUAGUGAUAGUAGCUUAGAAAUUAUGUAAAAGGUUACCAAAAAAUAUCGACUGUAAUUUAUUUACCUUCCUUUUUUUACGUUUUAUUUUAAUAUUAAUUUACAUGUAUUUUAAAAAUAUAUCGAUUUAGGUAU
Onthophagus taurus is the source of this 1339-nucleotide messenger RNA. It is a transcript of the gene Pex14, whose product is annotated as peroxisomal biogenesis factor 14. The record is from RefSeq and is a predicted model, not a curated record. Gene Ontology annotation, molecular function: signaling receptor binding. Gene Ontology annotation, cellular component: peroxisomal importomer complex; peroxisomal membrane. Gene Ontology annotation, biological process: protein import into peroxisome matrix, docking. NCBI's taxonomy places the organism in Eukaryota, Metazoa, Arthropoda, Insecta, Coleoptera, Scarabaeidae.